Molecule: messenger RNA, 600 nt
Organism: Epithele typhae
Lineage: Eukaryota; Fungi; Basidiomycota; Agaricomycetes; Polyporales; Epitheliaceae
Product: MSF1-domain-containing protein
Exons: 5
Coding region: 1-600 (199 amino acids)
Biological process (GO): phospholipid transport
Cellular component (GO): mitochondrial intermembrane space
Molecular function (GO): phosphatidic acid transfer activity
Source: RefSeq, a predicted model, not a curated record
AUGAAGUUCUACUCUCAGUCCUUCUUGUACGACGAUCCCUGGCCCAUUGUCACCCUUGCGUACUUGCUGCGCUACCCAAAUCCAAUGGCGUCCCAUAUCCUCUCGUGCGACGUCAUUUCGCGCGAGGUCACCGCCGCCGGCUCGCUCCUCACCACGCGCCUCAUCCUUAAGACCGGCUCCAUGCCGCGCUGGGCGCCCAAGGGCAUGAUCCAACGCGCCGAGUCGUGGGUCCUCGAGGAGAGCGAGGUCGACCCGCUCGGCAAGGUCACGCGCUGCACCACCAAAAACCUCGACCACGUCAAGGUCAUGCGCGUCGAAGAGCACAUCCACUUUCGGUCAACGCAAGACGGCAAAACGAUGCAGACGACCGAGGCGAAGUUUGUCUCGGGCUUCGGAUGGGGCUUGACGAAGCGGAUUGAGAAUUACGGGCUCACUAAGUUCAAGGCUAACUUGCAACGGUCUCGCGAAGGGUUCUCGAUAAUCCUGAACCUUAUUCGUCAAUCGCCUCGCGACCGACACUGUCCAGACACCUUCCUCUCAGGAGGGCCUCCUAGGCCCUCAAUGUGGUCCCGGUGGCAGUUCUGGCAACGGUCGGGUUGA